Molecule: messenger RNA, 2046 nt
Organism: Oryza sativa Japonica Group (Japanese rice)
Lineage: Eukaryota; Viridiplantae; Streptophyta; Magnoliopsida; Poales; Poaceae
Source: RefSeq, a predicted model, not a curated record
CAUUUCUCUCUCUUUUCUUUUAGCUUCUUCCUCUCACGCCACCGUGCGCGCGCGCGUGCCUCCUCCUCGCCGGCGGCGACUUGCGCGGCCGGCCUGCCGGCGUCGACGAGGGUGAGAGGAGGAGGAGGAGGGGUGGGUGGGUGGCGCGAGCGCGAGCGCUGGGGGUGGGGGUGGGCGGGGUGGAUGGCAUGAGCGGACGGCGCCCGCAGCCCGGAUGGUCCCGGCUCGGAGCCUGGCGCACCCGCACCCGCACCUCGUCCGCCGCCGCCGCGACCACGCCGCCGCCGCGCAUGGCGCCACCGCCCGUUGCGACGACGACGACGACGGCGUCGUGACGCCGCGGGGGCCGACGAGAUACAUGGCGCAGGAGCCCAUCAACCACCACCAGCACCAGCACGACCCGCCCAAGCAGCCCCCGCCGCGGGAGGCCGACGACGACCACCACCGGAUUCAGGAGAGGGAGCCGCUGCCGCCGCCGACGACGACGACGCGGAACCAGCGGCUCCAGCUGCAGCUGGGCGGAGACGGACACCACAACCACCACCACCACCACCACCAGGAGGUCGCCGGGACGAGCGGCAGCAGCAGCGGCGGGAGCAGCAGCAACAACGGAGGCGGCGGCACCAGGGACUGGCUCCGCCUCGCCACCGGCCCGGCAUCGCCGGGGGCCUCCGCCGGCUCCGACCACGACCUCUUCCCGUCCACCACCACGACGGCGCCCGCGCCGCAGCCGCCGACGCCGACGCCGACGCCGACGCCGACGCCGACGCCGCGCCACCACCACCACGACGUGCUGGUGCUCCCGGGCAUGCCGCCGCCGGGAUCCUUCCUCCGCCCCGGCCCCGCCAUGCCCGGCAUUCCGCAGGCGUCGAUACCCACGCACAUGCUGCGCGCCGCCCCGCCCUGGCUGCCACCGUGGAGCCCCGUGGCCGCGCCGCCGCCGCUCCUCCCGUUCCCCCACCAACACCGCGCGUUCUACGCCGCGCCGCCGACGACGACGCCGCCCGCCUCCUCGGGCUUCGACGCGAUCAGGGUCGUCCUCCCGCCGUCCGCCGUCGCCGCCGCCGCCGGCGUCUGGUUCGUGCUCCAGGCCGCGCCGCUCCAAGGGAGGGAGCCAUUCUUGCCUCAGAUUCCAAGGAGCUACCUACGGAUCAAGGAUGGGAGGGUGACAGUAAGGUUGCUGACCAAGUACCUGGUUAACAAGCUUGGAUUGGAAGAUGAAUCAGAGGUGGAGAUAACAUGCAGAGGGAGACAGCUCCUCCCGAUCCUGACAUUGCAGCAUGUCCGUGACAGCAUCUGGUGCCGGAGAGACGCCGUGUCGCCGUCGGCCGCGCCGGACAUACCAACCGCUGACCACCACCAGCACAUCAUGGUUUUGCAGUAUGGCAGAAGGCCCUAGUAGACAGCUCCUUCUUCCUAGCUCCCUCUCUGAUCAAUGACCCAACACUCUCACAACAACAAAAAAAAAUGUAGAUUCUACUCCCCCCCCUCUCUUCUAACAACUUUUGCCGGUACCGCGGUGACGAUGGCGGUGGCCGGCAAAAUGUAGGUGGAAUGACGGAUGAGAAAUUUCCCGACCGCCUCGGGGCUUUUCGCGCGUUGCUGCUGAUCCGAUGAUGAUGAACAAUUGAAGAGAAGGUGUGGGAUGGAAUUUUUUUUUUUUGAAAAAAAAAAAGUUCUUCCCCCUGACAACAAUUUGCGCGGUAAAUUCAUCGGCGCACCGGAGGAUGUGUUUUCGUAGUCCACCCCUUUUGUAUACCGGCUUGUUUUCUCUCAGUGAAAAUUGUGGGAGAAAACAGCUUGGAAGUUGCCUGACAGGACUUAGAUCAAAUUUGUGAGGGUGCACUUCCAAGCCAUUUUGGCCCUUCAGUUCAUCUGAUUUACUAAUUUUAAUUUCAGAUUCCGGCUGUUAGUUGACAUUUUAUUGUCUGCUGCUUGCUUCUGUUCUUUGUUGUUGGAAGCAGCCAAUGUUCCCCCCUUACUAAACAUCUUCAGGGAGCAAAUUUGGCCCCCUUUUACUGAGCAUUUUAUUUGUUCAUGACUUAA